This is a messenger RNA of Centropristis striata (black sea bass), 5435 nucleotides long. RefSeq names its product ankyrin repeat and BTB/POZ domain-containing protein 2-like. Lineage: Eukaryota; Metazoa; Chordata; Actinopteri; Perciformes; Serranidae. The transcript has 17 exons. The coding region runs from base 217 to 3309 and encodes 1030 amino acids. Gene Ontology annotation, cellular component: nucleosome. The record is from RefSeq and is a predicted model, not a curated record. Gene Ontology annotation, molecular function: protein heterodimerization activity; structural constituent of chromatin; DNA binding.
AGUUUGAUUGGUCCAAGUGGUUAUGAGUAAAACGCUUCAGCCCCUUCAUGUUUUGGUUCGUUGUGGCUCAGCAGGACAGUCUCGUGCAGCUGUCUGUACUGGGAGGUUGAACUUUUUCAAACUGGGACUGAAACUUGGACUUCAUGGAAAACUUUUGGUCUGUUCUGCACUCUGCGUAAAGUGAACAUUUACUAAAUCUGAACCCUACUUUGCAUCAUGUCCAGCAGUCAUUUGGUGAAAACCCUGGAGGACCUGAGCCUGGAUCCGGGCUAUGUCACCGGGGACCCCUGCCCGUCCCUCAGCCUGUCCUCCUCCGGCAGGUCGAGGCAGUCUCAGCCGCACACCAGCACUCCUCACCGGGGUGCCUGGUGGCAGCGCACCGGCUCUCUGUACAGCAGGAACGGCAGCUGGGACACGGUGAGCACGCUGCCGGAGGACGCCGCGGACAUCCUGGUCAAGUGCCCCUGCCUGCCCGAGCUGGAGGAGUACCCCUGGACAGAGCAGGAGCUGCGGGAAGUCGUGCGUAAUGUCGCCGGUUCGGAUGCGGCGCUGACCAGAGACGCAGUCCACCGGCUGUCCGUCCUGCUCCGGAGGGCUCUGGUGCGGAUCUCCCGGGAGGCGCAGCGGCUGAGUGAGCUCCACAGGCGGUGCACACGCCUGGAGGUGCAGAGCGCGGUGAGGCUGGUGCUGAGCUGGGGUCUGGCCGAGAGGUGCAUCUCCUCCGCGGUGAAGGCCGUGUCCAUACACUGCAUGAGCUCCGGGGACACCGCGCGUCAGCGGGGCAAGUCCGCGCGCGGCGGGUUGACACUCCCCGUGGGCCGCUUCUUCAGGUGGAUGGUGGAGACACGUGUGUCGGUGCGCGUGCACGAGUACGCCGCCGUCUGCCUGACAGCCUGCAUGGAGAGUUUGAUGGAGGAGGUGGUGGGACGGGCGCUGCUGGCUGCAAGGCUGCCCGCAGAGGAGGAGGAGGAGCGGGGCGGAGGGGUCAGCUGCAGCCCGGUGACCGCCGAGCUGCUGGAGGGAGCCGUGAACAACGACUCUGAGCUGUGGGGACUGCUGCAGGUCUACGAGCAUCUCAUCUGCGGCAAAAAUGCCAAUGGUGAGCUGUCUCUGCCGGCUCAUGUCAGCCCGUACACGAAGGCUCCUGAGGACUCAGUGGAGAGCCGGCAGGAUGCCUUCAUCCAGCUGGAGCUGCGGACACUGGAACAGUCGCUGCUCGCCACCUGCGUGGGCAGCAUCACCGAGCUCAGUGACCUGGUGUCUCGAGCGAUGCACCACAUGCAGCGUCUGCGCAGCUCGAGCUCAUUGGUCAGCCCGGCUCGCUCAGCCAAUCAGCCUUCAGUAUCCUGGGCUGCAGACGCCCUGCGGACACUCUACUACUUCCUGUCCAGCCCAGAGAUGGAGUCGCUGGAAAACCCGAACCUCGAGCCUCCGACCCUGAGCCUGAGCAGAGAGAGGCCGUUCCUGCUCCUCCCUCCUCUCAUGGAGUGGAUCAGAGUCGCUGUGGUGCACGCCGAGCAUCGCCGCAGCCUAUUGGUGGACAGCGAUGAUGUCAGACAGACAGCCAGGCAGCUCCUCCCAGGACUGGACUGUGAGCCCCGACAGCUGAAGUCUGAGUGCUGUUUCCAGUCCUUUAAAUGUCUGGAUGCAGAAGCUGCUUCAGUGAAGUUCCAGCUGGAUUUGGGUUUCAGGAUGCUCUCGUGUGGUCGAGCAGAUCUGGUUCAUCAGGCCACACAGCUGCUGGGAGCGGAGGGGGUCAACACAAUGGACGACCAGGGGAUGACUCCUCUGAUGUACGCUGCUGCAGCAGGAGAUGAAGCUCUGGUUCAGAUGCUCAUAGAGGCCGGAGCUCACCUGGACAUGCAGGUCCCUGGCUGCUCCGUCAGACACCCGUCAGUUCACCCCGGCAGCCGGCGCUGGGUGGCUCUGACCUUCUCAGUGCUGCACAGUCACCUGUCUGUGGCUCAGCUGCUGCUGGAGGCCGGAGCAGACGUGGAGGGAGGAGUCCUGCUGGACGCUCAGGAGAGCUCAGCGGAGACGCCACUGCAGCUCGCUGCUGCUGCAGGCUACUAUGAGAUGGUGAGCCUGCUGCUGAACCAUGGAGCAGACCCUCUGCUCAGAGUGCAUCAUGGGAAUUCACUGACCUCACCGCUGUACGAGGACAUGAACUGCUUCAGCUACGCUGCAGCUCACGGACACAGAAACAUCCUGAGGAGGCUGCUGCUGCAGCCGCAGCACAGGAAGGAGGACAUCCUGUCUCUGGAGGAGAUCCUGGCUGAAGGAGUGGAGGACGAGAAUGUGAAAGCUCCUGCUGCAGACUCUCUGAGUCCUGUCCCCAAACUGUGUAAGGCCCGGAUGAAAGCUCUGCAGCAGGCGGCGUACUACAGCGCUGAGCACGGCUACCUGGACGUUACCAUGGAGCUCAGAGAGAUGGGUGUUCCCUGGAGGCUUCACAUCUGGCUGGAGUCUCUGCACAGAGCCCAGCAGCUGUGCAGGGACAAAGUCCUGGUCUCCCUCCUCACAGAGUUCUCCUCCAUCAGGACGGAGGACUUCAGCCCCGAGCUGCUCUCCGCAGGUGUCCCGCUCAUGUUCAGCAUGCUGAGAAGCAGCAAGGACUAUCUGAUAACGAAGCGUCUGGCGUCCGUGUUGUCUCACUGCUACAGCUGCUGUCCCGUCCCUCCUGUCCCGCCGAUGGACGUCACUCUGUCCACACAGCUUGAUAUUCAUUUCCUGAACAACCAGGAGAUGUCCGACGUGACGUUCAUGGUGGACGGACGUCCGUUCUUCGCUCACCGCGUUCUGCUGAUGUCAGCGUCCGAACGGUUCCGUGCGAUGCUCUGUGAUUCCCCCGACAACCUGAUCCACGUCAGUCACAUGACCUACAGUACCUUCACGCUGAUGAUGAAAUCUCUGUACUGUGGGGGAACAGAAGGACUGACGCUCUCUCACUCUGAGGCUGUCAAGCUGCUGCCGGUGGCUGCUUUCUUCCAGCUCCGAGGUUUGCAGAGAAGCUGUGAGAUGAAACUGUCCCAGAGUCUGACUGUGGACAACGCCGUCAACAUCUACCAGACCGCAAAGCAGCAGGGAGCCGCUGAGCUCUGCAGCUUCUGUGAAGGUUUCUUCCUGCAGAACUUGGACCUGCUGCUGGACCGAGAGGACUUCCACCGCCUGUUGCUGGGAGCUGCGGCUCAAGAGCUGCUCUGCCCGGAGGGGGGUGUUCGGGACCAGGAUCCCCCCGCUCUCCUGGAGGUUUUGGAGGCCACAUUAAUACACAGACUGUACAGCCUGCACGCUGCAUGUCGGGAGUAGAAACAGCAGCAGCUGGUAUGUCCAGGUGUUUAUGUGUUUGGAACAGGAGCCAUAAACUGUGUUUCGUUAGUUUUUCAUCUAUUUAUUAAUCUUGACACAAGAAUAUUUCUACAACCUGGAAGAGAUGAUCCAGAUCAGUUAUAGAAAAUAUUAACAAACUUCUGGUUGUAUAUUUUUCACUGUGAGAAUUUUCUGUGUUCUGUUGUUGUAAAUCAAGUUUUUUUUUCUCCUGUAUUUUGUGCUAAUUGAAGCAACUUGAAGCCGUCACAUUGGCUCCAGUGAGAUGUGACAGAGUUUAAAAAAACCCAUAUGUAAAUACUUUUAUCUGUUUUUGUUUAUUAUGAAUUGCUGCAGCCCUUUUUAUACUAUUAACUGUAAUAAUAGUAGUAAUGUUUUUGGGGUUUCACUUGUGUCAGGAUCAGACAUACCUCAGAUCAGUUUAGACAUUUAAAAGUUUGCCCCACUGAAGUUCCUGGUAAUAUUUAUGUUUGUUGCAUAUGUAUAAACUUUUAGUCCUGUUAACUUGAUAUUUGGGGAACUGCUCACUAAUAUAACAGAGCAAAAACUAACAUGAACAGACAGAUAUUCUCCUGGUUCACUCUGUGUCAGAUUCACCAAAUUUUAAACUUGCCAAACAGUAUCUUUCAUAAUUCUCAAUUAUAGUAAGAUUUCCUUGUAUAUGUGAGAGCAUAUAAAAAGGGAUUUUGAAGAACUUGAAGCAGAAACAAACACAUUUCUCUGGACUUUAACUAGAUAAAUAAUUAUUAAUUUUUUCAUUUAUUGCUGGAUAAUCUGGACUCUCAAAUCAUGGCAGCAGCAACGUUUGACUCUUCGCAUAGUUUCUGUUAUAACACCAUAAAAAUACAUAGUAACUAAAACUUGAAAUGUUUUAAUUUCAGAGAUAACAGCUGUUUGUAGCAGAUUCUGUUAGCUGCAGGUAGUGAGAUGUUUAACUAUGUAAGCUAGUUGGAAACUGUUUCCUAAUUCAUCUACAGAUUGUGACUGAACCAAUAUUUAUUUAAAUAAACACUUGAUGAUGUCGUGCUACAGACCAAACAAGUUGGGAUGACGUCUUAAAUGUGAAUAAAACAGAAUGUUUUCAUAUUUUUUGUUUCUAUGCACUUUUUGUCAUAAAAAGCCCUGAUUUUCUUUUGGCAAAAACACAAAAUAUUCAAUAUUUUCAAAAAUUAGGUGCAAACAUUUGGGGUGGAAUAUUUGGGGUGAGGCUAUUACAGCCUUGACUAGAUCAAUAAUUGAUAACAUUGAUUUUGAUGCAUUAUUAUUUUUGGAGCCAUGACUUUAUUUUAAAAAAAAUACACUUUACACCUUUAGGAUCCAAAAUAAAAAUGUAAUUUAUAAAUAUUUUUUUCCCCUUUCACCACAUCAAGUAUUUUCAGCAACUUCAGACCUAAGCACAUAUCAUUUAAUAUAUAUAUAUAUUUAAUAUAUAAAAUAUAAUUUUAUUUUUAUGGCCUUUUUGUCAAAGGAACCCCUGACAUUCUCAAGGGCAAACAUAUGCAAAAUUUUCAAAAAUGUGGUACAAAGUGGAAUAUUUAGGGUUAUUACAGCCUUGACUAGAUUAAUAAUUGAUUUUGAUUGAUUAUUAUUUUUGGAGCUAUAGUUUAUUAAAAAAAACUUACACAUUUACACCUUUAGGACCCAAAGCUGUCCCUCUCAUAAAAAUGUAAUACUGCAAACAGUGAAAUGUUUUGGUGAACCUGAUACUGAAACUGAGUGAAACUACCUUCAUACCGUCUGAUUCUGUCUGUCCGCUGUAACUCAGUCUGGCUGCAGAAACUCAAUCUGCAAACAAAAUGAAAACAUUUGUAUUGUAAAUCUUCUGCAGCUGGAUGAUGAUCAUCUCUGAAUAUGUAAAACAUAUGUACAUAUUUCUGUGAAUAAACGUCUCGAUAACAAAGAGAAAACAAAGCUCACGCCGCUCCAAAGUCAACAGAUUUAUUUCCUUUAGCACUGAAGUUGUUCACAGUAACAUCACAAGGGAAUACAUUGCCAGUGGUUAUCCUGCUCAGUAGUAGCGCUCCGUGCUCCGAGUCCGUUCUGUGUGCUCUGGAUUCCCCCAGUAGAAAAAGAGGAAAGCGAAGAAUGAAAGGUAUUGCUUUAAUUUU